CUUCCUGGUGUCGGCGGGGCCGGGCCGGUGCCGGGGCGAUGGCAGGGCCGGGGCCGGGGCCGGGGCUGGCGGCGGCCGCGGGGCUGUGGGCGCUGGGAGCGGCGGCCGCCGAGGUGCCGGCGCGCCCCGGGGCGCUGGAGGAGGAGAUCGUGUCGGAGAAGGCGGCGGAGGAGAGCCACCGGCAGGACAGCGCCAACCUGCUCGUCUUCAUCCUGCUGCUCACCCUCACCAUCCUCACCAUAUGGCUCUUCAAGCACCGCCGCGCCCGCUUCCUGCACGAGACCGGGCUGGCCAUGAUCUACGGUGUCCUGGUCGGAGUGGUCCUGCGCUAUGGCAUCCACGUCCCCAGCGACGUCAACAACGUGACACUGAGCUGCCAGGUGCAGACCAGCCCUGCCACCCUGCUGGUCAAUGUCAGUGGGAAGUACUACGAGUACACCUUGAAGGGGGAGAUCAGUGCCCAGGAGCUCAACAACGUCCAGGAUAAUGAGAUGCUGAGAAAGGUGACUUUUGAUCCUGAAGUAUUUUUCAACAUUUUGCUUCCUCCAAUUAUAUUUUAUGCAGGCUACAGCUUGAAAAGGAGGCACUUCUUCAGAAACUUGGGAUCCAUCCUGGCAUAUGCUUUUCUCGGCACUGCCAUUUCAUGCCUGGUGAUCGGUUCUGUUGUGUAUGGCUGUGUGGCGCUGAUGAAAGUCACUGGGCAGCUUGGGGGAGACUUCUACUUCACUGACUGCCUCCUAUUCGGUGCCAUCGUGUCAGCUACUGACCCAGUGACUGUCCUUGCCAUAUUCCAUGAGCUCCAGGUUGAUGUUGAGCUGUAUGCCCUUCUCUUUGGCGAAAGCGUCCUCAAUGAUGCCGUUGCCAUAGUGCUGUCUUCUUCAAUAGUUGCGUAUCAGCCAGCGGGCGACAACAGCCACACGUUUGAUGUCACAGCGAUGUUCAAGUCCAUCGGGAUCUUCCUGGGGAUAUUCAGUGGAUCUUUUGCAAUGGGAGCAGCUACUGGAGUUGUGACAGCUUUAAUAUCCAAGUUCACGAAACUUCGGGAGUUCCCGUUGCUGGAGACUGGCUUGUUCUUUUUGAUGUCCUGGAGCACAUUCCUGCUGGCUGAAGCCUGCGGCUUUACAGGUGUGGUGGCUGUGCUCUUCUGUGGGAUCACACAGGCCCAUUAUACCUAUAACAACUUAUCUACAGAGUCCCAGCACAGAACUAAGCAGUUGUUUGAGCUUCUGAAUUUCUUGGCAGAAAACUUCAUCUUCUCCUACAUGGGACUUGCACUGUUCACCUUCCAGAACCAUGUCUUUAACCCUACCUUUGUGGUGGGGGCUUUCCUUGCUAUCUUCCUAGGAAGAGCUGCCAAUAUUUACCCACUGUCAUUUUUACUGAAUUUGGGGAGAAGAAAUAAGAUCGGAACAAACUUGCAGCACAUGAUGAUGUUUGCUGGGCUGCGAGGAGCCAUGGCCUUCGCCCUGGCCAUCCGCGACACGGCCACGUACGCCCGGCAGAUGAUGUUCAGCACAACACUCCUCAUCGUCUUCUUCACGGUGUGGGUGUUCGGCGGGGGCACCACGGCCAUGCUGUCCUGCCUGAACAUCCGGGUUGGUGUGGAUGCGGAUCAGGAGAACGUGGGUGUCCCAGAGAGCGAGAGGAGGAGUACGAAGGCCGAGAGCGCUUGGCUCUUCCGCAUGUGGUACAACUUCGAUCACAACUAUCUAAAGCCUCUCCUGACACACAGUGGUCCCCCGCUGACCACCACGCUCCCGGGGUGCUGUGGGCCCGUUGCCCGGUGCCUGACGAGUCCGCAGGCGUACGAGAAUCAGGAGCAGCUGAAGGACGAUGACUCUGACCUCAUUUUGAACGACGGGGACAUCAGCCUGACCUACGGGGACUCCACUGUCAACACCGACUCCGUCGUGUCCAGCGGAACGUCGCGGCGGUUCGUGGGGAACAGCUCGGAAGACGCGCUGGAUCGGGAGCUUGCUUUUGGGGACCAUGAACUCGUAAUCCGGGGAACGCGCCUGGUCCUGCCCAUGGACGAUUCAGAGCCCCCAUCAAACGUCCUGGAUAACGCAAGACAUGGUCCAGCAUAAGGUUGCUCGGUUUAAUUGACAGUAAUAUUUGCAUAUAUGAUCAAGAAGUAUGUACUACCUAAAGUCUAAUGCAUGUCUCAAAAUGUCUAAGCUGUAUAAAUAUUAUUUAUAUGGUGUCAGAAGAAUAUAAAUAUUCUCUGCCAAGCACUUGUAAAGAACAAGCUGCAAAUUUAAGUUAAAAACUGUGUUGACUGCACUACGUAGGGUGGAACUGUUUUAGCGUAAGAGUCUUUUGCACACAGUGAGCUUCGUUAAUGUGUGAUUUGAUGAAGGGUUUAGUUCCCAGCGGGUAGGUAAAGGAGCUGACUCCCUGUUCAUCCUUUGAACUUGGGAGAGGAGGGUAGGGAGGUGCUGGUGAGCAGUGGAAAUCGCUUUCUAGGCAGAUGAGGAUUGUUGGUUUUCUUUUUUUUUGGUCUCUGAUUUUUGGAUAGUCACAUUUGAAAUAUCAGUAAAAAAUCUGCCCACAGACCCUCUUGCCAGGCGGUGGAUGGUGAUAAACUUGUUCACUUUGUGGGAACCUGGAGACUUUCUGCUUUUUAGUGACCUUCUGCCCAAGCCCUGCUUUAGUGAGCUCAUGGCAGACCCUGGCCAAAGCUGACAGCAAGGCCUGUGGGUGUCUGGCUGCUCAGAUGGGAGCAGGAGAGAGGGAUGGUUGAAGGGGGUGAUCCCACAGAACCAGGCGUGCACAGAUUUUAGGGCUGAGUCCAUCCUUCAGUUGUGACUCAAGCAGCUUUCUAGAACCAGCCAUCAAAUCCUCAAUUGGCAAUUAAAUUUCGCGUUUGGGAAGCGACCGUGUCCUUGUGCGAGCGAAUCCCUUCUCCUGCAGCCACAGGUGUAGCCAAGGUGUGCAGAGCUACUGCAGCUGCACGUGGGGCCAUGGAGCCCAGGCAGCCUCAAACAUGAGCUUUAUGGCUGCAGAUGGACACGGUGCCUCCGGGGCUCUCCAGAGGCACUGGGCAUCCAGGUGGUACUGAAGGGGAGCUGUCCGUCCGUCCGUCCUCCCACAGAGUUGAAAACCAUUGCACUUCGUUUGGUAACUCCUCAGCAUGCUGUGUGUCUGCAGAACCCACCCCACCUUUCUCAUGUCUCUUUUACCAUUUAAUGAGAAAUGUUUGCGAGUUGAUUUUUUUUUUAUUUUAAUUUAAACUUCUGUUUUCCAGGAAAGAGCACAGAACAAUUUGCGAUUUCACGCUAGUGUUAAAGGAUUUAUUCUGUAGUUAUAGGAAUGGCUAAAGGUGCAGUGAAACUGUUAACCCUGACAUCCUUUUUCUCCUGAAAAGGGGGAAUCACAGAAAUUUACUGUAUGUAAUUUUAUUGUCUAUUUUAUCUACGGUUUUGCUAUACAAACCUUUCAGGGUUACUAGUGCACUACAGGCCUGUUCUGGAGUUAACCCUCUCCAGAGGGCUUAAACAGAGGUGUUUAAAAUAAAAAUAUAUGAAAAAGAGCCAGGUGAGUUCAGGCACUCACAGCUCACAUUAGCUGUCCUUGGAACAAACUCUGCAUCGCUCAGGAUCUGACCCUGAGACCUCAGAGCAGUGUCCCCAUGCCUGUUUUCCCCAGCACCACCUGAGAGUUGGAGGAUACAGGAAAUCCUGAAAUUUCAAGUAUAUAUGUAUAGUUGAGAAAAUAAAUUUACUUGUUUUUUUUUUUUGUUUUUCAUUUUCUCAGGUCUAAGUAACAUUGCCUUAAAAUUAUGGAUGUGAAACCAAUUAUUUUGGCAGUUUAUCCCCAAGAAAAUGCUUUCUUUUUCCUUCAGAACAAAAUGUGUAAGUGUUGCCAUAGGAAUCCCCUGGAAGGGGGGUAAUGCUCUGUUUAUAUUUGGAUAGGGCAUCUUCCUUGCACCUGUAAAUGGCAUCCCGCUGUUAACAUUGCUGUUGGAUUAGCGCUGGCCUUUGUUUCCUACUAUGCAGGAAUUCCAUAAAGUGAGUGUGCAUUUUA
Messenger RNA from Pseudopipra pipra, 4026 nucleotides. It is a transcript of the gene SLC9A6, whose product is annotated as solute carrier family 9 member A6. The transcript has 16 exons. Bases 39 to 2087 code for a protein of 682 amino acids. Gene Ontology annotation, molecular function: sodium:proton antiporter activity; potassium:proton antiporter activity. The record is from RefSeq and is a predicted model, not a curated record. Gene Ontology annotation, cellular component: recycling endosome; plasma membrane. Lineage: Eukaryota; Metazoa; Chordata; Aves; Passeriformes; Pipridae. Gene Ontology annotation, biological process: proton transmembrane transport; regulation of intracellular pH; potassium ion transmembrane transport.